CUUAGCGUUCACACGUCCCAUGCCUUUUUCAUUUCGAAGCUGUGUAUGCGCAUCUGCGCUAUAAAUAAUAUUGAAUAAAAGUUUUUUAUUUGCUUCACAAACUUGCUGUCAUCGUAAGGCAACCAUGGGAGGACAAGCAAAGGCUAAAAAGAAAGGCAAACCUAAAAGAAAAGAGAACCGUAGAGGUACAGAGAACACAGAUAUGUCAGCACAGGACAGGAUGAAAGUCAGGAUGCAGGAGAAAGCCAAAAAGAAGACUGCUGAAAAAUACAGCAUUGAUCAGUUACUGGAAAAGACAGAAGAAUGUAUGGACAACUUUGACUUCCCAAUGGCAAAGGUUUUCUGCCAGCGUGCCCUGGACAUUGAACCUACCAACCUGUCUGUUCUGGACAUGCUAGGAAACAUCUGUGCUGAGCUGGGGGAUGUGGAUUCAGCCAAACAAAUAUUUCUGAAAGCAGUGGAACUGAGUCGAGAGGAAGGCCACAGCAAAUACAUGUACCUGGGUCAGAUUCAUACAGGUGCUGAGGCCGUGCAAUACUUCAGCAAAGGCAUUGAAAUCAUGCUUAAAGUCAUAGACGGGCAGGUCCAAGAGGUUAGCAGUAUGGGAGCUGCAGCCUUGCCAUCGGAGUCUCCCGUUAGUGCAAAGGACGUGUCUGUGGCCUUCUGUUCCAUCGCUGAGAUCUUCUUUACUGACCUUUGUAUGGAGGAGGGAGCAGCUGAGCGGUGUAAGGAGGCUAUUGAGAAAGCACUGCACUAUGACCAGAACAACCCUGAAGCUCUGCAGUUAAUGGCUAGCUACCUCUUCAGCACUGAGAAACCUGAGGAGGGCCGUGAGUACUUGAUAAAAAGUGUGUCGUCAUGGCUACCGAGUCGGCAGAAGGAGGAAGAGUCUUUAGCGAGCGCAGAGCAGCCUGAUGAAGAUGAGGAGCAAUUGCAGAGUAAAAUCCCACCAUACGAGUCCCGAAUUACAACAGCCAAACUGCUGAUAGAAGUUGAGGAAUUUGAGAUGGCCACAGACGUGUUGGAGGGUCUUUUGGAGGAGGACGAUGAGGUUGUACAGGUGUGGUAUUUGUUAGGAUGGUUGUACUAUCUUCAACUGGACAAGCCCGGUUCUGCAGAAGACUCAGAAACCUUGAAAAGAUCUGCCAGAAUCUACCUUACCAAAGCAAAAAAGUUCUACAUAAAGAUGCAUUGUGAGGACGUGCCCAUGUUGGAGCACACUGAGCUGCUGUUAGGAGAACUUGGAGGUGAUUUGACUGCUGCUGAUGAUGAUGGUGAUUCGUUUGCUGCCUCUGUUGAUGAUAUUGAGGACGACUUUAUUCCGACCAGUGAGGACGAGGAGGAAGAGGAGGAGGAUGGCAUGGAGCACUGAAUCUGUUUAAAUCUGUAAAUUGUCUCCAUUGCCCUACUGUAUAUGGCUCUGUUCCAUUUCUUCUUAGUACUUUUUGUUUUUUUUUAUCCUAGUUUUGGACACAAUUUUGUUAAAAUUUCUCACGUAUGCAAAGGAUAACAAACACAAAGAAAACAAAAGACAAUAAGGAUGUAAUCCAACAUUGCCAAAGCUGUCAAGAAAUUUAGUUUGAGUAAUUAUAACAAUUCAGUUAAACAUUACAAAAAUGGGAUGAAUAGAAUGAAGUUUGUUAAAUACAUGUGACCCUUCUGCUCUACUUAAACCAUUACGUUAAUAAUCCUUUUGUAAUCAUAAUUACACACAUUUUCAUGGUUUCCUGUGUGUAAUGAGUUAGAAAUGCCAUCAGGGAUUAAAAAUGCCUUUUUAAAUCAAA
Clarias gariepinus (North African catfish) is the source of this 1784-nucleotide messenger RNA. RefSeq lists its product as uncharacterized. The record is from RefSeq and is a predicted model, not a curated record. Gene Ontology annotation, biological process: cell division. The transcript is spliced from 11 exons. Gene Ontology annotation, molecular function: protein binding. The coding region runs from base 125 to 1372 and encodes 415 amino acids. NCBI's taxonomy places the organism in Eukaryota, Metazoa, Chordata, Actinopteri, Siluriformes, Clariidae.